Hermetia illucens (black soldier fly) is the source of this 2373-nucleotide messenger RNA. RefSeq names its product sodium/potassium/calcium exchanger 3 (gene zyd). The record is from RefSeq and is a predicted model, not a curated record. Gene Ontology annotation, biological process: calcium ion transmembrane transport; intracellular calcium ion homeostasis. Gene Ontology annotation, molecular function: calcium channel activity; calcium, potassium:sodium antiporter activity. Gene Ontology annotation, cellular component: membrane. The coding region runs from base 113 to 1654 and encodes 513 amino acids. NCBI's taxonomy places the organism in Eukaryota, Metazoa, Arthropoda, Insecta, Diptera, Stratiomyidae. The transcript is spliced from 8 exons.
UGGUCGCCAGUAUCACAUCUAAAUUGUUACAUGGUGUACUUGUACAAUGAGAGAUGAUGAAAACACUUAACAGACUUUAGAGCAGUUUGCUAGUGGCCACCAUUUUACAAACAUGGAAGACUAUUGGGGUCUCGAAACAACAAAUGGAUUAAAUUGCACCCCGCCGGCAAUCGAUGACUUCCCAAGAGAUUACUUCACAGAGGAACAAAGGCAGGCCGGAGCCGUAGUACUUCAUGUUGUAGCCAGUUUAUAUUUAUUUGGAGCACUAGCUGUUGUAUGUGAUAAAUAUUUUGUACCUGCAGUCGAAAAAAUAUGUCACGCUUUGAAUAUGUCAAACGAUGUGGCGGGGGCGACGUUCAUGGCAGCAGCAACCUCAGCGCCGGAGCUCUUCGUCAACGUGAUAGGAACUUUUAUAACAGAGGGAGACAUUGGCAUUGGGACUAUAGUAGGGUCGGCUGUUUUCAACAUUUUAGCAGUGGCUGCAUGUUGUGGAAUCGGCGCGGGAAUGGCAGUUCCAUUGGAUUGGUGGCCAUUAACGAGAGACUGCCUGGCGUAUGGAAUAACGGUGGCUAUUCUUAUUUGUAUCAUACAUGACGAAAGGGUGGAGUGGUAUGAAGCGUUGACAUUGGUGCUUCUCUAUAUAGUUUACAUAGCAGUCAUGUACUAUGACAAAUCGUUCCAGAAGUGUGCUCGAGGUGGUGUGAAUCAUGCAAAGGCACGGAGAUCACAAGAUAGUAGUUUUCAAUCGAAAACUAGUGCGGAUCAAGAAGCCAUAGAAACGCAUUUGCCCUUACGCAUAGAGCACUUCCAGCAAAACGGUAACAUUAAGAAUAUCACUCACAUAGAUUCCAGUAAUAAUGAACUCUCUUCGGGAGUUGAUCCGCAAAAGAAUAAUGCAAAGGCAUGCGACAACUUCGACCACAAUGAAGGACAAAUGAAUGACCUCAACGUCGAGAGUAAUGUUGAUCCUCAUAAAGAACAACCUCAGGAAGAAGAAAAAGAUGAAGGAUACUCGCUGAUAAGAUUUCCCACAAAGAAAGGUUGCUUACGACAAAUAAUGUGGAUAGUCAUUUGGCCGAUUCAUUUCCUCUUUUUCUUCACCAUUCCGGACUGCGAGCGACCGAGAUUGAAAAAGUUAUUUCCACUUACGUUUUUGAUGUGUAUAGUGUGGAUUGGAUCACUGUCGUACAUGGUCGCUUGGAUGAUUACUAUAAUCGGAGAUACAUUGAAGAUUCCAGACUCAGUCAUGGGGAUAACAUUCUUGGCAGCCGGAACCAGCGUUCCAGAAGCCGUGUCCAGUGUGAUAGUAGCAAAACAAGGCCACGGGUCCAUGGGAAUUAGUAACUCUAUUGGCUCCAAUACGUUCGACAUUCUCUUGUGUUUAGGACUGCCUUGGUUAAUCAAAGCGGCUUUCUUGCCUAUCGAGCGUGGCCAUCAUUGGGUUGGUAUCAAUUCGGCAGGACUCGAGUACUCCGCCAUAUCGUUACUGUCCACCCUGCUAAUGCUCUAUAUAACAUUUUCACUGAAUAAAUUUAAACUGGACCGGAGAGUAGGACACGCCUGUCUUAUUAUGUACGCGGUCUUCCUGAUCCUAGCGAGUUUAAUCGAACUAAAUGUAUUCUUCCGAGUAAACCUACCAACGUGUGGCCGGUGAGAAUGAAAGUUAGAAGACGAGUUUAUUGAAUAUUUUUGAAAGGAAACCUAUCAUUAUGGAGUUCUUGCUUACUUUUCAAAAUUUUAAUAUUUGUUCUGUUAGUGGUAAGACGUAGAUUAGCAGUUUUUCGAAAAAGGACUCCGUGGAGCAAACUCCAUCUAUUACGGAUUGAUAAGUGCCAAUGUGGAAAGCAUACUUUAGUGCUUGCAUAGAAGAACAGAUAGGCACCAUGUAUUUUUGAAUUGUUUGGAUAAAAGUUGAUAGUUUCAUUAUGUUAAUCAUUGUUCAAAGUAGAGAUGGAACGUGACCAAGAAUCUUUCCUUUCAAUGCCACUUGCUGAAUUACUUUCGUUCUUACGUAAACACAAACGCGAAUAGUGCUGUAAAUAUUCGAUGUAAAAGUCAUUAAUAAGGUUGGGUACAACAAACCAUCACUAACAUAAUUAUAAUUUGUAGACAAUUUAAGUGUUAGUGUUAAUGUCACAAUAAUGCAGACUGCAUUGUCGCAUUGGUAGCUAAGUUAGUGGAAAUAAGGCAGUGAAUGUGCUUUACUGACAUGAAACGUAAAAUAUGCAAUAGCUUAUGAACAAUUACUUCAAUUUGAGUAGCGAUUUCCCUGUGUAUAUUUUUACAUCAUGUAUCGUGAAUAUAAACUGUUUUAUAGGUUCAUAUGUUUAAGUAACUUAAGGUCACAGAGUAUUAAAUAAAAUUUAGAACGAA